GUGCUUUUAUAUGCAGGCGCAGCCCCUUUUGGGGGGGCUUUAUCCUUCCCGUGUUGUGUUUCGGCCUCACGGCUGCCUCUGCCCGACCUGUUCUUGCGGAGGCGGCCGUGGAUCCUCCUGUUAAUACCCCGGGAGUGGGGCAGAAACACCCCAGAGAAAUCCGGGGUGACCCGUGGGGUGCCUCAGGCAGCCUUGACCCCAAAACCCCUCCUUUCCCUGACUCCUCUGAGAAUCAGGCAAAGACGUGAGCCUGUAGCUGCUCGGAGAGCGCGUUUCAGCAUCUCCAUCUGUCAUGGAAGAUGCUUUUUAUUUAUGGCUCUUCCCGCCAGGAUUUUCGGCAGGUGCUGUUUUUCCUCACUGGUUGUUUUGACCCUGGAGUACACAUGAGCACGUGGGCUGUGCGUCUGCGAGGUUCGCCAGACCCGGGGAGCUUGUUGUUCCCGGUGUUUUUAUUUGAGUCAGGAAAACAGCUGACAAACAGUUGGUGAAACGAGUCGGGCAGGUCUUGGCCCAGGCUGGUAGAGGAGGAGGCUGUUUCUGUUGGGUGCCAGUGUCCGAGUCCCUCUCGGUGUAUGUGUGGUAACAACAUGUCUGUCCCCCUCCUUGCUGACGCAGUGACUGUCUCAGGGGCAGAGCGGGAGACUGCCGCGGUCAUUUUUUUACAUGGCCUUGGAGACACGGGGCACAGCUGGGCUGAUGCUCUCUCCUCCAUCCGCCUCCCCUACGUGAAAUAUAUUUGCCCUCACGCGCCCCGGAUCCCAGUGACCCUCAACAUGAAGAUGGUUAUGCCCUCCUGGUUUGAUCUGAUGGGCUUGACUCCGGAUGCACCUGAGGAUGAAGCUGGGAUCAAGAAAGCUGCAGAAAACAUUAAAGCAAUUAUCGAGCAUGAGAUGAAGAACGGGAUCCCACCCAAUCGCAUCAUCCUGGGGGGCUUCUCACAGGGCGGCGCCUUGUCGCUGUACACAGCUCUCACCUGCCAGCACCAGCUGGCUGGCAUCGUGGCGCUCAGCUGCUGGCUCCCGCUGCACAAGGCCUUCCCGCAGGCGGCAAAUAACGGCGUGAACAAGGACAUCGCCAUCCUGCAGUGCCAUGGGGAGAUGGACCCCAUGAUCCCCGUCCGCUUUGGGGCCCUCACUGCUGAGAAGCUGAAAUCUGUUGUCACCCCUGCCAAGGUCCAGUUCAAAACCUACCCCGGCGUGAUGCACAGUUCCUGUCCUCAGGAGAUGAUGGCGGUGAAGGAGUUCAUUGAGAAGCUGCUGCCCCGGAUCUAAGCGGAGCCAAUCGAAACUGUCACAGGGAAGGACGCUGAGGUCACAGCCGCUGAUCUUUCCCCCGUGACCCGUCCACUGCAAACAGAAGCCAUGGCACCCCACCGCACCUCCCACCGCACCCCUGGCCCCCGCCUCUCCCCAUCUCCUCGCACCGCGUCCUCUCCGGCUGGGGGUGCCCUGUCUGUCCCUGCUGCUUUUGGAGCCGAGAUUGGAGCUAAGGCGAGUCUUCGAGUGGCCUUUUCUCUCCUCCUCUUGCUCCAGGCAGUUUCUGUGGGAGUCACCAUUCCCUCGACUCCCCGUUCAGGCACUGCGGUGUGUGGGUCUGGCAUGGCACGGGCGAGGUUUGUUUUGGUUUUCUUUUUUUCUGUUGGGUUUGGGGUUUUUUUGGUAACAGUAUUAGGGGUGGAUGUGCCCCCCCGUGCAGUGGGAGGAGCUGUGUGGGCGCAGGGCAGGGGCACCCUCCGGAGCCCUCGGUGGCUCAGAGCAGCCCGUGCUCCUCCUCUGCCCUCGGCCCGCUCUCUCCGCGGCUGCGCUCAGCCUCUGCUCAGGCGACUCACGGGUUUUCAGUCAGAGCUCAGGAACCCGGGACUCUCCUGUCAACGCCUCAAGCCCCAGGGAGAGGCUCUGCUCUGGGCCGGUACCGCCAAAGGCUGCCCCGGGGCCGGCAGAAAGGCAUCCGCGCCGCUCCUGCACCUCUUUGCACGGGGCCCCGGCCCCGGCCCCUGCCCUGUCGCACACGCACACUCCCUGGCGGGCUCGCCCCGCGCUCCAGCAGCCUCAGCCAUGGGUUUGUGGCAGCUCUGCCCUCCUUGAGAUAAUCGCCUCCUUCCUCUUACUCCUUCUCUUGUUGCUUUUACAAUCUCCUCCUCAGCCCGGCGGGGGCGGUCCCAGAGGCAUCUCUCCCUCCCUCGGCCCAGCUCUGUGCCGUUUACAGCCGGCAGCCAAGUGGCUUUGCCACAGAGCCUGCCCGGUGCUGGCCCGGUCCUUAACGUCUCGCUCUCUCUCUCUCUUGCUGCUACUUCUCCUUCCCUUUGGACUCGGGCUGGCUCUGGGAGGGAGAGGUGAGGAGAGGAGAGGCCCCCCCCCCCCCCCCCCCGCCCCCAGGGAUGGCUCCUGGCGCAGCUGGAGGAAGCAGCUCUGCUCCCAGCCGUCAUCUCACCAGCAUCUAAGGCCUGGGUGCUGCUGCACCCCAUCCCACAGGGCGGGGGGGGUAGGGGUGGGGGGGUGGGGGGGUAUCUCCAUGCUCCCCAAGACGAGGGCUGUGGGCUUUGUUGGCCUUUCCGUGUACAAUCACUUGUUUCCCCGGGGCCCUCCCCCAGCUGGCUGGAGGCUGCAGCCACGGCUUGUCCUCUCUGAAGCAUUGGCCAGGACUGUCCCCACCAGCAGAGCAGCUCCCAAAUGUCUCUUUCGGGGGAGUGGGGGGUGGGGGGGGGUGGGCUCCUGGCUGGUCCCUCCUCUCCCCCAGGGCCGAGGGCACUUGCUGUUGAGCAGCGUUGCCUUUCUCCUUGCCUCUCUUCCAUGGGCUGAGCCCACAGCACUGUUGGGCCCUUCCGGGCUGGAGCUGUAUGUGUCUUUUAAAAAAAAAAAAAAAAAAAAAAAAAAACACCAAAAAAAAAAAAACACCACAAAAAAAAAAAACCC
Molecule: messenger RNA, 2912 nt
Organism: Grus americana (Whooping crane)
Lineage: Eukaryota; Metazoa; Chordata; Aves; Gruiformes; Gruidae
Gene: LYPLA2
Product: lysophospholipase 2
Exons: 10
Coding region: 573-1271 (232 amino acids)
Biological process (GO): protein depalmitoylation
Cellular component (GO): cytoplasm
Molecular function (GO): carboxylic ester hydrolase activity; palmitoyl-(protein) hydrolase activity
Source: RefSeq, a predicted model, not a curated record